CUGCACUACACCACACACUACACUCCACCACUACCCACAGAACCCUAGUGACGAGAUCACUACAUCCGCAAUAAUGCCUUCAGGUCAAGGAACCGGUACCAACCCAAUCCACAACAAGAAGCCCAAGAAGAAGGCUGCCGACCUCGACGAGGAUGAUCUUGCCUUCAAGGCCAAGCAGCAGGCUGACAAGAAGGCACGCGAGGAAAUGGCAUCCAAGGCCAAGGGCAAGGGACCUAUGAACACCGGCCAGCAGGGCAUCAAGAAGUCUGGCAAGAAAUAGAGAGCUGGGACGUGAACCGUUUGCGACCGAAAGGGAACGACACGGAAACGGAAGUGCCAGUCGAGGACAUUUGUUUCAGGAUACCAUACAUUCAGGCGUUUUUACUUGAGCGCGGCAGAAAAUACCACCUCCGCCUUACGAUCAACGAAGCAUAGGGAAUGAAUGAUACAUGCACUUUUA
This is a messenger RNA of Aaosphaeria arxii CBS 175.79, 460 nucleotides long. RefSeq names its product translation machinery associated TMA7. Lineage: Eukaryota; Fungi; Ascomycota; Dothideomycetes; Pleosporales. The transcript is spliced from 3 exons. The coding region runs from base 74 to 280 and encodes 68 amino acids. The record is from RefSeq and is a predicted model, not a curated record.